UAGUGCGAUUGGGAAAAGAGCCUAUAGGGGUUAAGGGUAGAUUUGAACGAGCUACCUAGUUGGAUGGCAAAAUAAAUGUUUUAUGCAAGACCUAUAGCUUGGUGCACAUACACAGAAUCUCAGGGCAAGUCAUAUAGAGGACCAUGCAUUCACACAGCAAAGGGAAACUUUACUAAGCGUCAUUUGCUACCGAACAGCGAAAAUAAGGAUAGCCUAUUGUCUGCGAUAGCCUAUGUAAUAUAUAUCGAGAUAUAGGUCUAUGAGCAAUAAGUAGUCAUAAAUUGCGGAAGCAAUACCAUGUUUCGCCAGAUGAACUGUGAUUAAAAUGUGAGCCAAAGAGGGGGUAAAAACAAGAAAGCACUUGAAACUGGCUGCUGUGAAAUAAUGUAGAUCGAUUAAAGCCUAUUUGCACAACACUUUUAUUCUGCUAUUUAUUUAUUGAAGCCAUUAUCUACCAACAGUGAUUGUUCAGGCUUAAUAAAUGAAAUACCAGUAGUUUUGUAGGCCUACAACCCAGUGGUGUCAUCAAACCACACACUCUCCCUAAAAGAAAAUUCCAGAGUUAAUAUACUUUGACCCUCAGCUGGCAGGAAAUAUCCUGCGUGGGACGUUAUACGACCGAAAAACUAUUUCGCCUAUCACGUAGCCUACCCUACUAACUACGGGAACACCAAUUCACCAAAUAUUUGCUUCAAUUUGUACCAUAAGAACAAGCAGCAUUGAUAACCAAGACCUUUGGGGUGUCCGCGUGAGAUAAUUAAUAGUAACAAUUUUAAUGUUUAAAUGCUACAUUGCGGCAAACAGAAAUCCGAUUCAGUAGCAGAAUCCUGCUAGCUAGCCUACAGUUCACCGAAGUGGUGUUAUUUUUUUACUGCGCAGAUCCAACUUAAUGUAGUCCCAAGCGUUUAACUGUUCCUUUUAAUGGUAAUGAUAGGAAACCUGUGUAGAUUUCUUUUCACGAGAACAUCAACGCAAACAGAAAUAUAGACCAAAGAUGGACAAAGAUAAAAAAAUACAAAUAAUAGCAUAAUUCCACACAAUCUAUUUCUCUACAUCACUAGGCUACGAGUAAAAUCUGACAGACGAGAAAACGUCAGAUUUUUUAUAGCCUGGGCUACACGUUUGAGACAACGCAACGGGGCUGAGCGUUCGUGUGUGCUGAGCUGUUCAAACUACAAACUUAUAAACAGCGCUGCUCAAUCUGUGAGCAUGUCUGCACUGCGGCGGCUGCUGAUUCCGAUCCUGUUGUAUGCGCUGCAAGUGUCCCUGUGCAAUGCAGCCUGUGCGGAGGUGGACUCAGACACGGAGGCUGUGGUGGGGGCGGGCUUCAAGGUGGGCUGCAUCUCCUGUAAGAUGAGAGGGGAGGUGGAAGGCAGCGCCACUGUUGACUGGUUCUUCCGGGCCAAAGGCGAGACGGAGUUUGUUCACAUAUACAACUAUGAAGAACGGGUUCCCAACAUUGUGGAUGAACGUUUUGAAGACCGAUUGGCCUGGAAUGGCAGCAAGAACACAGCCGACCUGCAGGAUGCCUCUAUUUACAUCCAGAACGUCACCUUCAAUGACUCGGGCACAUACCGCUGUCUGUUUAACCGCGUCCUCACCUACCCCUACUAUGAGUACUCCACCAAAGCCACCAAGCUGAUUCACCUCACCGUAGUGGCCAAAGCCACCAGGGGGACGGCGUCCAUCGUGUCCGAGGUGAUGAUGUACGUGUCCAUCAUCGGGCUGCAGCUCUGGCUGCUGGUGGAGAUGAUAUACUGUUACAGGAAGAUCUCAGCGGCUGGGGAUGAGGCUCUGAGAGAAAGCGCGGCGGAGUAUUUAGCAAUAGCCUCAGAGAGUAAAGACAACUGUGCGGGGGUGCAGGUGGCGGAAUAACUCAGGGCAGAUACCCGUUAAUUUACACCACGUCACCAAUGUUUUCAUCUUCAGCGUUUUCUAUCCUGCCUUUCCACCCACCUUCCCAACAAAAGAUUUCCGGCUCUUUUGACGACCAUCGCAUGAAGAUGUCAUGAAGAGGUCAUGAAGUGGACUUUUAAACUUUUUUGUACCUUAACUAGGAUUUUUCCGCAGGCAUUAUUAGCAAAAAAGAAGAAGAAGAAAAAAAACAGCAUGAGAGCACAAUUUCACUAUCUUCACUAAACAGGUAUUAAUGCAAUAAGAGCAAUGAAUAUGAGCUAUAUAAUAAAGUACUCUCCAUUAAAGGGUAAUGUAUCAUCUUGCUAACCAGCAAAAUGUAUCUGCACUAGGUAAUGUGAUCAUAUUACAGAUGUUAGGCUUACAGAUGUAGGUUUAAUGAAGAAAUAUCUAAACUAAUGUGGUUGUGGUUUAUCAAUGGGGGGGGGGGGAAAUGAAAAACAACUUUUUGUUAGGGCAGAGAGUGAGCGUUGUGGUUGGUUACUGAUAGACACACAAUAUGUGUCAUAUAUGAAUCUAUGUAUAUAUCUCUAUCAGUAUCUUUCCCUGUCUAGACACAAACCUGCUAUGCUUAAACAUAAACCUGAAUGUAAUCCCCAGGUAGGAGGUAGGUUGUAAAGUGUCAUCUGUAAUUUGAAUACUUUUAGAAUGAACUUUUUCUUAUUAAGCAACUGCAAUUUAUAGUAUGCAAUAUGUAAUUUACAUGAAUGUUUAAAUUAUAGAUACAUACUAUGCAUAAGAUGUUGAAUAUGACAGUACUGAGCCAAUAAUGACUCUAACUACAUAUCAACGAUCUACCUCCAUCAGAUAUGGGCACCAUUUUGCACUGAAAGAAAUAGAAUAUUAGUAUUUUUCCAUGACAUCAGUAUGCUUUAGCAUUUUAAGUUCUCCUGAUCAGCUCAUAUUUGCAUGGACAGCUUUAAUGAACAUUGCAGUUGUUACUUCAUGCUAGCAACAAGUAGAAGUCCACCAAGCCCUACCCUGCAUAUUUUAAGAGGUAUAUAUACAGCCUACAUGGGACUACUUUUAUUUUUUCCUUUAGUCUUGGAGUAUGAUUUUGGUUUGCACUUUGAGACUGAAGACAUGAUACAUCUGCCUGCAGUAUUAUCCUAAAUAAAUCAUUUAAUGUAAUAAUCCUAUCUCAGUGGUUGAGUAUGUGCUACAAUUAGUGCUUUAAUGUUUUGUUACUUUUAAAAAAAGCUGUAUGGCAUGUUGUGGAAACCGGAAAUGGCACACCUGGUGAGGUACUAUUUACUGUCUAUGUGUAAGGACAUGAGUAUUGUAUGGGCAGAACUCCUUAAUACUUCUGUAUAUCGCAAAUAUAUGUCAUAUGUUGCAGUAUGUCACCAACAAUGCACACUUUAAAGCAGCUACUAAUAAAGUGGGGAUGUGUCGACUAAGAA
Molecule: messenger RNA, 3317 nt
Organism: Conger conger (European conger)
Lineage: Eukaryota; Metazoa; Chordata; Actinopteri; Anguilliformes; Congridae
Product: sodium channel subunit beta-1-like
Exons: 6
Coding region: 1210-1875 (221 amino acids)
Biological process (GO): sodium ion transport; regulation of heart rate by cardiac conduction; cardiac muscle cell action potential involved in contraction
Cellular component (GO): voltage-gated sodium channel complex
Molecular function (GO): sodium channel regulator activity
Source: RefSeq, a predicted model, not a curated record